Fraxinus pennsylvanica is the source of this 324-nucleotide messenger RNA. NCBI's taxonomy places the organism in Eukaryota, Viridiplantae, Streptophyta, Magnoliopsida, Lamiales, Oleaceae. The record is from the annotation of a GenBank genome assembly.
AUGCGGCGAAAAGAGGUGGGGAAGAAAAUGGGUAACGUAGCCGAAGGUGGUACAGUCAACCGUGGGUGGGUGGCGAUGGCAUGGAUUGAAUUUGCGAAUAGGGAUGCAGCUCAUUGGUGGUUCAUUUACGAUAAUAAUAGUGAUGAUGGGAUUGAAGAGGUUAUUAACGAACUUGAUCUAGAGGACUACAAUAUAACAAAGGCACAUACGACCAAGGAUAAAGAUGCAAGAAGUAGGCUUUACGCAUUGUGUUUUAAGAGCAGAGUGAAUGCAAUUGGGUUUCAUUCAUGGAUGUCGACGAAUUCUUCUUCUUUUCGUAUUUAA